GACAGAGCCGUUCAUGGAGAGAGCCCGAGAGAGAGAGUAAGAGGAGGGCGGGAGAGAGAUGCUGGGCUGAGCCGCGAAUCGUAGCGAUAGCAGAAGACUACCAGGUCAGUCUUGAGCACAGGGUGGGACCUGUCAGACCAUGGUGGUCCCCGUGGUCUCCCCAUUCGCAGAAAUGGUCGCUGCAUCGGAGCCACUGACCCUUUGAUCGGAGUAUUUGUCACUAUAUUGAGGACGGGCUGACCACGAACGAGAAAACCCCGGAAAUCAAACAUGCUCAUGCUGUUAACUGGUCACACACAGUGCUUUUGGAUAAGGUAGCUUUGUUUCCAUAGAGGAUGAUGUACCUCCAAGAGACUUUUUAUUCAACACCCAGAUUUUUCGACAUGAAACUUUUAAAUCCAGCGCGCUCCCUCGGUGAGCACAGCGCCGCCAGUAGAGCCGCUCUCCCGAUCUUGCGCAGAGGAUUCGGUGGAACAUGAGGAGAGGACGUGAGCUACGUGCGCAUCCAGGAGUAGACGACAUGACAUGGAGAGUUUGGGACACACGGACCUUUUAAACACAAGCUCUUCUCGCGGACCCGACACUGUUUGCCCUGCGCCAGAGAGAGUCACACUGGGCUCGUCUGAGUCACACGCGAGAAUGGGUCUUAACGCUUUCUGUGCCUCGCCAGUCAGAAGCUCCACGGCAGCCGAACUAUUGGCAGGACUGGCCUCUAAAACCGUUGUUCCCGGAAUCUCAGUCUUAAAGAAACAGACAAAAACCGGUUUGCCGUGGUAUAACGGCGAGGUCGUGUCUCCUUCCGCCACCGUUGAGGGGAACUGCAGUGACCUGCUUGCCCAGACUCCCAUCACCUUCACGCAGCUGAACGGCCUUACAGAGACCCCCAACGACCCCGCGCAACCCCAGAGCAGACCACAACCACCGGAGAGCGGGGACAGGACGUCACAGGAGAAAUGCGUGUCUCUGCUGAAGAGGUCUCACGGAGACAUGCGCUUGCGCCAGAUGCUGCAUCAAAGGCGCAGAGAUGGGGAGAACCGGGACACUGGGCCAGGGCUUCUAGUGGGAGGGGGCGGAUUAGGCCCAGCAGGGGGCCCAGGAAACCCUCUCAACCUGGACAAUUUUUUCCCCCCGGAGUGCAAGAGGAGAAGGCAGGACCUGAGUGAACACAAAGCAGACACGGCCAGCGCCAGGAGCACGCGAGCGGUAGCACCCCUGGCCGCCAGCAGCACUUUCAACCAGUGCAGUGUCCUGACGCCGACGUCAACCCCGACAUUCAGCAGACCCCACCACUACAACCACCACAGCCACAGCCACAGUCACCACCCCCACCCCCACCCCCACCACCACCAGGGCCUCCUCCACGGCUUCAGCCCAGCCCCGAGUGCUCCGCCUGGGCAGCCCUCUCCACCUGAGGCCCCCUCCCUUCCCCCGGCGCUGACAGCGGGCUCCGGCUGGUCUGCGGAGCACAUCGCCCAGUACAUCGUGCCGUGCAUGAAGCACUACGGCAUCUGCGUGAAGGACCACUUCCUGGGCGCGCGGCUGGGCGAGCGUGUGCUCGACGAGGUGGAGAGCCUUAACCGCAGCGGCCGUUUCCGCGGCGGCCAGCUGGUGAGCCAGCGUGGCGUCCCCUCGCGCAGUAUCCGCGGCGACCAGAUCGCGUGGGUGGAGGGCCGGGAGCCGGGCUGCGAGGCCAUCGGGGCCCUCAUGGCGUACAUCGACGAGGCCGUCAUGCACAGCGCCGCCAGCGCACAGCUGGGAGACUACGUCAUCAACGGGCGCACCAAGGCUAUGGUGGCCUGUUACCCUGGAAACGGCACGGGAUACGUUCGGCACGUGGACAACCCACACGGCGACGGCCGCUGCAUCACCUGCAUCUACUAUCUCAACAAGGACUGGAAUGUCAAAGUUCACGGGGGCAUCCUGCAGAUAUACCCUGAAGGCCGUAAUGUGAUGGCCAACAUCGAGCCCUUAUUCGACCGUCUGCUCAUCUUCUGGUCCGACCGCCGAAACCCUCACGAGGUCAAGCCGGCCUUUGCUACACGGUAUGCCAUUACUGUGUGGUACUUCGACGCAAAGGAGCGAACAGAAGCCAAGGAGAAGUACCGAUUGGCAACGGGAGAGAAAGGUGUCAAAGUGCCUGUCACUCAAAGCAAAUCCUAACUUUGGGAAGACGUCAUUGGUGGGAUUUCUGUAGAAGUGCCUUCCCCUGCUGCUAUUGGACAAAAUGUUUGAAGGGGAUGGGCCAGAAAGAAUCCCACAGAAAAGGACAUGCCUUCUCUCCAUCCUCUCAGCCCCGCCCAGAACUCAUCUUUGACAUAUGAUUGGCUAGAGGAGACUCUUCUUCCAGCUGAUUGGAUGCCUGCAUCUGUGGAGAAGAGGGAAAAAGCAGGAAGCAGUUGCAUGGUGGGAGAAACAGAGGAGUAUGGGGAAGAGAGGGAGAGAGGGAGAGAGAAAAAGGAUAGAAUCUCUGGAGAUCCCUGGCUGAAGUGGAUGGAGACUGUUUGCCUUUGGAAGGUCAAGAGGUUAUCAUCUACAGAAACAAGAGACUUUCUUUUUUUUUUUUUUACGAUGCUCUCAGUAAUCCUUGGUUGUGUGUAAAAAGAAAUCAGACAUCAGCUUUGCUCCAGAAGUGCACACUCAUAUUUAGCAGCUAGCUUCUCACCCCUCAGAUCUCUGCAGUAGACUCAUUAACACAGACACACACAGGAAGUGAUUCUCCUCACACAGGAAGUGAUUCUCCUCACGCAUGUUUCUGUAGCCGGAUCCUCUGCUUGGCUCAAGGCUCUACAGGAAGUGACACCACCAGCCUAUAACAUGUCAUAUCCUGUUUGUGACACACACCCACACAGCCUAUCAACAGGUACCAGGUGAGCACCACCAGCCUUGAGCAGACAGGGGCCAGUCCUGAAGGAUAAACCGAACAACAGAACAAUAACAGCUGGAGAAUGGACACCUAGGACAAUGUCCCUUUACAUUUUCAAGGACCUAAAAAGUGAAUAUUAGUGACUGUGUGCACAUUUGGAGCCUGUUGCACUUUUCCAGCCGAGCCCCCCAGAGAGUGUGCUGUAGUAUUGGAGGGCUGAAACAGUAGACUGUGCUGGAGCCAUGCACAUACAGUCAUGCACAUACAGUCAUGCACAUAGGUUCACAGAACUGUGCAUGAAGGAGUGUGUGAGAGCUUGUCCCAAAAGAGGUUUAAAACAGGGUUCAUUGAAUGUAUUAUGAUGUGUGUGUGUGUAACAGAGAGAGAGAGUGGGUCUAUGUGUGUGUGUGUGUGUGUGUGUAUGUGUGUGUGUGUGUGUGUGUGUGUGUGUGUGUGUGUGUGUGUGUGUGUGUGCGUGCGUGUGCAAACAGCUCUUCGUGUGGCCUUGUCCUCGUUCCUCUGUCAGAAGAAGGGCCUUAUCCACUGGCGACAGUACAUCACUCAGACAGCAGGGAGGCUGAGUGUUGCCAUGGACGCCAGUCUGUACAACAAAAGAAGAAAAACAAAAUGGCUGUCCAUAAUACUGAUUUUUUACCGCUUCAUCUAAUGGAACAAAUCAUUAGUUCAAUUUCCAGUCCACCCACUAAAAGACAGAAGCACUUGCAUCCUUUAAAUGACUGAUAACAGUUGUGUUUUUUGUAGUUUAGUGUGGACAGGUUCGUUGGUCCUAUUAAAAAUGGAGAUUGAACUUUGCAAUUUUUCAAUACCUGGUGUCACCCACACAAGCCUACUUGGACAGGCAUUAUCAGAGCACAUCAACCAGAAAACCGGAUCGGAAAAACAUGUCAGCGCAGCGUGCUCAACAAAAACUCAACCAGUAAAUCAUUUGCUGUCUUAAUCCUAAACACUUUCAUCAAAAGAAUACAUUUCCCAGCUGGCAUUGCAGUUUCAACCAGUUCAGAAGAGGGAGGGGAACUGCCCCUGUAGCUACUGACUACUGGAGGAUAUCUGUAUGUGUAUGUGUGUGUAAGUCCCACUUCAUGUUGGUGGGGCCAAGGAAUGGACUUUCAUUUUGUUGUACAGAAAAAAAGAGAGUGUAUCAGAUUAUCAUCAGAAGAAGGAGUAAAUGAAUGCACUUUAUUGUUGAGAAAACGUGUGAAUGAGGGAGAAGGCGUGAGAGAGAGAGUGAUGGAAAUGUAAUGCUGUGGUUAAUCUGAUGAUUAAAAUGCAAUUGAAUUCAGGAUGGAUGAAAAAAAACAAAAAACAACGGAGAACAAAUCCUAUGUUCUUGAUACGUCCCCCUUGGAGUUGUUUUCUCUUCUUUCUUUGCAGUAUUUAAUUAAAGCUGGUCUGUGAUUUGGUAA
Messenger RNA from Clupea harengus (Atlantic herring), 4287 nucleotides. It is a transcript of the gene egln2, whose product is annotated as egl-9 family hypoxia inducible factor 2. Gene Ontology annotation, cellular component: cytoplasm; nucleus. NCBI's taxonomy places the organism in Eukaryota, Metazoa, Chordata, Actinopteri, Clupeiformes, Clupeidae. The record is from RefSeq and is a predicted model, not a curated record. Gene Ontology annotation, biological process: cellular response to hypoxia; peptidyl-proline hydroxylation to 4-hydroxy-L-proline. Gene Ontology annotation, molecular function: ferrous iron binding; L-ascorbic acid binding; peptidyl-proline 4-dioxygenase activity.